AUGUUUCUGUUCCCCACACCAAGGAGGUUUCCCUGUGGUUGCUUUGCAGGGUCAGUGUUCCCACGGGUCCCUCGGGCCCCGCCCACUGCAGAGCCCCCUGUGCUGGAGAGCCCCCAGAAGUUCUUCCUGCGCAUAAAGGAGAAACUGCAGCAGCAGCAGCAGCACAAAGAUCCAACACCUUCAAACCCCAUCCAGCAGAACAUUCCUCCCCCCACAGCCACGGAGAAGCCUUUAGUCAGAGCUGCCUGUGCCGAGCAGCCCAGGGCUGAGCCUCCCGAGGAGGGGGACGCCAAUAAGGAGGAGGAUGUGGACGUUUUCCUGGUGGAACCAAUAGAUGCUGAUGGUGAAAUGUCUCAGAGCACAGGGACUAGUUUUCUGAAUGUGAAUUCCACCCCUUCGAAAAACGAGGAUCAGGUAACAGAAAACUGGGGAAAUGGAGGAGCAAAACAUACAGAGCUUCAUCAAGGCAGAAGAGAGUUGCAGCCCAGUAAAAAACAAGCUGCUCUGGGAGUGGAAAAGACCGUGGAGAGUAAUUCCCCAAAGCCCUCCCAGUGCUUCUGCAGCAUUAUGCUGUCUAGUCCCACAGUCCACAUUCCAAAGAAGCAGAAGCUGACAGAAAGGCCUGAGGACCCUUUGGACAAACGUCAUACCGACCAACCUGCUGGCAAAGCAGACAAAGAGAAAAGCAUCUGCCUGAGCAGCUGGAGGAUUAAAGUGAUGGAAGGCAACACGGCGAUUUCUCUGGAGGGCAAACGGCAGGACAUGAAGGGCCUGCUGUGGCACAGCAAUGCCAUCACCGAGCGCGUGGCCCACAACCAGCUGAGGACGUCCUCGGGCAGCCUCUACCUCCUGCAGGGCAAGAUCGACUCUGCCACCAUGAGGAGAGAAGGGUUUCCCUACCGCUUCAUCAAACGAUUCACCUAUGGCUUUUCCAGGAGGUGGAAGGAGUAUGUCCAGGAGUUCCUCGAGGAAAGGAGGAGGAAAGGCCAAAAACAGAACAGUGGUGUGGAUGAAGAUGAAGAGAGUGACACUGUGGUGGAAAGUGAUGUGUUGGAAACUGGAGAAGGCUCAAAGAAGAAACCUGGAAUGAAGAACACCACCUAUGAAGUAUUGCCAAGGAAUGAUGAAAACACCUACACCACCCCAAGGCACAGCUCCCCGGGGAAGGACUCGAGCAGGGUUUACACUCGCAGCGGGAGACAGGUCAGACCCCCCAUGAACUUCUGGUGUGGGCAACGGGCCUUUGUGGAUCAGAACCUUAAUGUCACCCUGGAAGAGGGUGGAGUGGAUUAUCUCAGCCUGAUGCUUAGUAGUGAAAAAUCCCACAAAAAGACCAGUUUCAUCUCUAAGAAGAACAAACCAAAGGAAGUCAUGAAGACAACAGAGGAAAUGCCAAAAAGCCAAAAUAAAGGGAAAAGCAGGGAGAGAGGAGCCAGCUCCAAACGGGAAUCCGAGCCUGCUGGAAGCAGGGAGAGAGGAGCCAGUUCCAAAGGGGAAUCCAAGCCUGCUGGAAGCAGGGAGAGAGGAGCCAGCUCCAAAGGGGAAUCUGAGCCUGCUGGAAGCAGGGAGAAGGGAGCCAGCUCCAAAUGGGAAUCCAAGCCUGCUGGAAGCAGGGAGAGAGGAGCCAGCUCCAAAUGGGAAUCCAAGCCUGCUGGAAGCAGGGAGAGAGGAGCCAGCUCCAAAGGGGAAUCCAAGCCUGCUGGAAGCAGGGAGGCCCGGCGGUUCCUGUUGGAGGAGGAGGAGAGUGACCCUGCAACCAGGGGCACAAAAACCAAAUCCCAGCCUCCUGCCAGGGUGCCUUCCUCAAACAGCAAAGUGCCAAACAGACACAGCCCCAGAAUCCUGGGAAUGGCAAAGGAGAAGCGAGGAGCAGACGCUGCAGAGCUGCCCGGGUACGAGCAGGCUUCCAAGUACUCCCUGAGGUCAGCCAGGAAGCCUUUCCCAGCCAAGCACUUCACCAAGGAAUCCUCAGGCAAGGAUGAGGGAGGGGGAUCCAGUGAUGAUGAUACCCCACUGCUGAUCAGAAGGAAAAAUAAAUCUGUGUUAAAACCGGGGCCUCAAAGCCGCAGAUCCCGCUCUGACUCUGACAGAUCCCAGGAUGGUGCAGACAAGGCGUGGGGUGAGCCAAGGACAGGAAGAGCCUCCCGGAAUGUGCCAGUGAGGCUGAGUGAGACCAGUGAGGAGUCUGAGCUCGCCACCGAAGGAAACAGUCCUGCCAGUGGGUCCAGCGACUCCCUCCUGCCUGGGGAGGCCGUGAGGACACGGAGCAGAACCAACCCCCCCAGGCACUGGCUGGAUUUCGACAGCGAGCCCGAAACCAGCAAGGAGGAACUUCCCACAAAGGACAGGAAUGCAAAAGUACCUGGUAAAAAACCAGGGGCUGGAGCUCCCAGCACUGCCAAGUCUGCAGCAGCCAGAUCGAGAGAGCCUGAGAGGGCAAAGCAGCAGAAACCUCUGGAGCUUUUUGCCAGGGCAGCUGAUGGCUGGUCUGAGAAGGAAUUACAGAAGCUUUACAGGUUUGGUAAAGGGGAGAGGAACUGCAGGAAUGUGCAUGUUCUAAGUGUCUGGAGGAGACACCAGAGGAAAAAAUUCUUUCCAGAGAGGCCAAAUCCUUUGCUGUGUGAACAACAAUCUCCUCUUGUGUGUUCUGAACUUCCAUCUGCUGACUUUGUCCUCCUCUCCUCAUGGACCCUGUCCUGGAUCCUGUCCUGUCCCUGCUCCCAGUUUCAGCUGCCGCCGCUCCGGAACGACGACCCCGAGGACUUUUCCCUGGGGGAGCUCUCGCUCAGCCCCAGCUCAGCUGUGUUCCCGCUGGCCAAAACCCCCCAGUGCGAGCACAUCAGCCCGGGAAUGCUGGCCCCCGUCAACAGGAAGGAGCUGGACAGACACGUGUUCCGGAUGCAGAAGCGCACACAGGGCAGCAGGGGCACCUGGGACAAGGUCCAGAAGAAGUCGGCUGGAGCCGUGCUGGGGACACCUUCCUGCAGGGCCAGGGUCAGCUUGGAGACCAACGUGGCAAAGGACUCAGUGGUGGGGAAGCUCUUCAGGGCUCAG
This is a messenger RNA of Manacus vitellinus (golden-collared manakin), 3054 nucleotides long. RefSeq names its product MIS18 binding protein 1 (gene MIS18BP1). The annotation marks the transcript as partial. The transcript is spliced from 15 exons. Lineage: Eukaryota; Metazoa; Chordata; Aves; Passeriformes; Pipridae. The record is from RefSeq and is a predicted model, not a curated record.